GGGGCACCGAGGCGGCUUCCAGCGGGGUGACCUGGGCGCGCUGGCCUCGCCGGGACCGGGAGCCGGAAGGGUAUUCGCUGGCGGCCGAGACUAUAUUCAGGAACUUGGAAGCACUGCCAAUAUGUCUGAUGUUCAAGAAGCCACUAACCAGCUCCUAGAUGUGAACCUUCAGGAGAACCAGAGGUCUGUACAAGUGACAGAAAGUGGCCUCAGAAGUGAGUCUGAACAUCUCCAAGUCACUAUUGGAGCCACUGUGCCUACUGGUUUUGAGCAAACAGCUGCAGAUGAAGUGAGAGAGAAAUUGGAGUCAUCGUGCAAAAUCAGCAAAGACCGGGGCAAGAUAUAUUUUGACAUUUCAGUGGAAAGUCUGGCUCAGGUUCACUGUCUGAGAUCAGUUGAUAACUUAUUUGUGGUUGUUCAGGAGUUUAAGGACUACCAGUUCAAAGAAACAAAGGAAGAAGUUCUAAAGGAUUUUGAGGACUUGGCUGGGAAGCUUCCAUGGUCAGACCCUUUAAAAAUAUGGAAAAUUAACACUUGUUUCAAGAAAAAAAAAACAAAGCACAAAAAGAUAAAUCAGAAUUCAAGUAAAGAGAAGAUUGAAAGUGGACGAGGAGACAAAACAGAUGAGAGAGAUAUCAAAAAAGAGUUCACUAACAAUGUCUUAGAUUCACAGAUCUUAGACUAUUAUGAAAAUCCAGCCAUCAAAGAAGAGAUAUCAACAUUAGUAGGUGAUGAUUUGACAUCUUGCAAAGAUGAGACUGAGGAAAGCUCAAAAGAAGAAACUGAUCCUGAAGUGCUGAAGUUUAGAGUCACAUGCAACAGGGCAGGAGAGAAACAUUGCUUUUCCUCAAAUGAGGCGGCAAGAGAUUUUGGGGGUGCUGUUCAAGAUUAUUUUAAGUGGAAGGCUGACAUGACCAACUUUGAUGUGGAGGUUCUUUUGAAUAUCCAUGAUAAUGAAAUUGUCGUGGGCAUUGCAUUGACAGAAGAGAGUCUCCACCGAAGAAAUAUCACACAUUUUGGACCCACAACUCUUAGAUCUACUCUUGCCUAUGGGAUGCUCAGGCUCUGUGCUCCUCAGCCUACUGAUAUAAUAGUUGAUCCGAUGUGUGGAACAGGGGCAAUAUCGAUUGAGGGGGCUACAGAAUGGUCUAACUGUUAUCACAUUGCUGGUGAUAAUAAUCCGUUGGCUGUGAAUAGAGCAGCAAAUAACAUCUCAUCUUUAUUGAACAAGAGCCAAGUCAAAGAAGGCAAACUGUCCUGGGGCUUGCCCAUAGAUACUAUUCAGUGGGAUAUCUGCAACUUGCCACUAAGAACUGGCUCUGUGGACAUUAUUGUAACAGACAUGCCAUUUGGAAAAAGGAUGGGCUCCAAGAAGAGAAACUGGAACCUUUAUCCAGCUUGCCUACAGGAGAUGAGCCGUGUCUGCAGGCCAGGGACAGGCCAAGCUGUACUACUGACCCAGGACAAGAAAUGCUUUACUAAGGCAUUAUCUGGAAUGGGACACCUAUGGCGGAAGGUACAUACCGUCUGGGUCAACAUAGGGGGUCUUCAUGCUGCAGUUUAUCUUCUGAAACGUACACCUCAAACUUUUGUUCCUUCAGAACAAGAUGGAGAAAGACCUCCUUGGUAAUGCAAAGACUGAAGACGAUUAGUAGUGCGGCCAGUGCUUCCUGACAGUGGAAAUGUCAGCAUGAAGAACUUGCUUUGAGAGAAAAAUAGUAUUAAUAAAAGUGAAGUUUGGUGUAAAUCUCUUCACCCUAGAUAGCAAAAGGUGUGAAUAGAAUGGAACAAGCCUUAAGAGAAAGCAGAGCUUUUCUUUGGAGCUGUUGUAGUUGGGCAAUUAGUACUUUUCUUAAAAUGCUUUAAAGAUGCGAAGCCUACUAAAAUACUCUGGGAUUCGGGUUUAGAACAUUUUAUUUUCAGGCUUUAUAGCAGUUCCUGUUUUCCAUUGUAGCAGGUAGAAAGCUACCCUGGCGUAAGGGAAAGGCAGAGAGCACAAUCAGAUCAUGAGGUUACAUUUCAUUGCCUCUGCAGCAUUGUUAUUUAGUUGCUCAAGUUCUUCACCUCAACUUUAAAAAAUGAAGAUUACACUUUGUAAAAGUGUUUGCCCCGUGACAAGAUGAAAUCUCACGAGACCUACAGAAAAGUUUACUAUCUGCUUUAAAAAUUACAAUAUGCAUGUUAUUCAGAUAAAUAGAUAGAACUAAAUAGACAUUUCUAUUUGUAAACAGCAGUGAUUACACUGGUAGAUGAAGUAUGGGACCAACAAGCCAUAUUUAAAGAAAUUUUAUUUUUCUUUCAGUACACAAAGGUGGUGAUGCUUUUCAAAGUCAAACAUAAACCUGUCAAAGUAUUUUUGUUGGCUUCUCUAAAGGACUAGAGAACAAACUGAUAUAUCUUUGAAUUAAAAACUUUGUAAGUUCUUUUAUUUUCUCUCAGUCACUAUUCAUAUUUAAUUGCUUUUCCAGUAGCAGAAAGUCCUUCCCAAGACAGUGGAAAAUGAAAUAACCUAAACAUCAAGUCCUUGUAAAAACAGUGCUUCUGUGCGACAAAGAGUUGGGGUUUUAUGUGGCAUUCUGUAUUCAGUUUACUUUGGAGUUUGUGGCUGCAUUCAGCUUAGAUUUUCAGUGUCAUGUCCAUAACAUACUAACUUUUGAUGUCUCAUUUAGAAUAAAAGGACACAGUACUUCUUUACUUUGAAAGAAUAGAGUUCACAUUAGCAGCAGAGCCAACAGUCCUUGUGUAGUUUCUCUCUGAUAUACCUCACACUUGAGAAUGAACUGGAAUUAAGAAAGGGUCUUAUAUCCUAGACUGGAGUUCUUAACGUCAUCAGAAUGCACAGUUUCACUAUUAUGGGUUCAACAUAGAACAGCCUUUCACCUCUCACAAAAGAAACCAUUUAAACCUCUAAGUGUUGGUCAGCAGUCCACAGGACUGGAAAAGUACAAGGACCAUGUUUUCUCUACUGUUCACCAACUGCCUGACACAUUACCUACCAGCAUGGACGUUUAAUAUCUGUUGAACAAAUGGAUAUUUUUGCAUAUUGGCUGUUUUUAAGUGUAUCAAAUUUGUGCUCGAUAUAUCAUAGCUUUAGUCCUAUUAAAUACCAUCAUAAAAACAUGAA
Molecule: messenger RNA, 3124 nt
Organism: Balaenoptera ricei (Rice's whale)
Lineage: Eukaryota; Metazoa; Chordata; Mammalia; Artiodactyla; Balaenopteridae
Gene: THUMPD3
Product: THUMP domain containing 3
Biological process (GO): tRNA methylation
Molecular function (GO): RNA binding; tRNA (guanine) methyltransferase activity
Source: RefSeq, a predicted model, not a curated record